Ostreobium quekettii is the source of this 660-nucleotide messenger RNA. NCBI's taxonomy places the organism in Eukaryota, Viridiplantae, Chlorophyta, Ulvophyceae, Bryopsidales, Ostreobiaceae. The record is from the annotation of a GenBank genome assembly.
AUGGACAAGUUCGUGCGCGUCGACAAGAAGAAGGAUGACACCCCGAUCCUGGACAACGAGGUUCGCGUCACCACGGUGGGCCGGCUGCACUCCUACAUAAACUACGCGGCGUCCCUCCUGAAGGAGAAGGGCCACAAGUCUGUGGUUUUGAAGGGGAUGGGGCGGGCCAUCAACAAGACGGUUUCCCUCGCUGAGAUCAUGAAGAGGAGGGUUGGGGGCCUGCAUCAGAACACAGAGAUCGCCUCCGUGGACAUCACGGACACAUGGGAGCCCAAGGAGGAGGGCCUCAGCACAUUGGAGCUCACACGGCAUGUGUCCGUGAUCACAAUCACCCUCUCGGUUGUCCCACCCGACUCCGAGGGCCCCGGCUAUCAACCCCCAGUGGAUGAAACCGAAGUGAAGCCCCUGCAGCUAGGAGAGCCUGAGAGGCGCACAGGAGGCCCAAAGAGGGGCCGUGGGGGAGGCAGGGGGCGCGGCCGCGGGCGCGGUGAAUAUGGGGAUGCCAAUGGUGCCAGGCGUGGUGCAUACCGCGGGGGGCGUGGCAGAGGCAGAGGGCGUGGCCGUGGCCGAGGCAGGAGCACCACCUACUGUGUGGCUGGUGGGGAUGCCGCAGAUGGCACUGCUGUGGCUGAAGGAGGGCCCCCUGGGGACCAGGCCUGA